Python bivittatus (Burmese python) is the source of this 2275-nucleotide messenger RNA. The record is from RefSeq and is a predicted model, not a curated record. Lineage: Eukaryota; Metazoa; Chordata; Lepidosauria; Squamata; Pythonidae.
AUGAUGUUGAUCAUCUUUAUUUUGUUCACUGUGAUGCAUGUUUCAGACACGUUGUAUGGACCAAGGCUACUGAUAAGUCAUGUUGGUGGAUCAGUGACAAUCAAAUGCUAUUAUGUAACCACAUCAGUGAACAGGCAUGACAGAAAAUUUUUCUGCAAGGAAUUGCCACAUAAAAGGUGUCAAACUGUCAUUUCUAGUAAUGCUUUCAUUCAUCAAGAUUACAAAGAAAGAGUGUCAAUGUACAACAAUCCUCAAAAAGGGAUUUUGCAAGUGACAAUGAGACAGCUGACAAGUAGAGAUUCCAGUAAUUACAGAUGUGGCAUUGGCAAGAUAAGUGAUGGUUUAUAUGCUAGAAUGAAUUUAACCAUUUUGGAAGGCUUGGAUUUGCCCAAAUCCCCUCAAAUUGUUUGGGGUAAGCUGACUGGGUCGGUGGAGCUCCAAUGUCCAUCUGAAACUCCCAGGCCAGAAAUGAGGAACAUAUUGUGCAAGUUGAUCCAUACUGAUUGUUUUCCCAUACUAGACAAAAGCAAAAGCAGGACUAGACAGCACAGUCACCGAAUUAUUAUGACCAAUGGGAAUAGCUCAGGAACUUUCAAUGUUAUUAUAAAUAAGCUGGAAAGAAAAGACUCUGGAAUCUAUAUAUGCAGGACAAGGAAACUGGACAAGAAUGCAAGUGCAAGAACCAUACAACUGCAGGUGGUAGAGGAAUCUGUUUUCUCUAAUAUCCUAAGUGAUGCCCAAACUACAAGUGAAUCGCUGACUGUUAAUGCAUCUUCCUACUGGCUUAUGACAUCUAAAGAUGAAGUCUACAAAGAAAGCUCUUCUUACAGUGAGCAAAAUCUAUUGUCAAUUGUGAUACCAGUUCCUGUUCUACUUCUACUUCUUGCUGUCCCAGUUAUUUUGAUUCUUGUUAAAAUAAGACGAAGGAAGACUGCAUCACAUAACAUUAUUUCAAAAAGUCCUGAAGGAGAAUUGCCAUUGCCUACUCAAAAGUGUUUGGAGGAACAUCCCCAAAAUGAUAAUAGAAAUUCAGCAGAUGAAAAUGAGUCUCCUCUAAAUUCUGAUGAAGCAGAAGCCUCAAUUACUGUCUAUUGUUUGGUCAGCCAUGGGCCAGAUCCUGAAGACUCAAGUAAAAAUGACUAACUGCCUUCAAAAUAAAUUUGCUCAUAUUAUACAGAGAACCUAUGGAGAUACCCAUUAGAUUAUGCAGAUACGAUUAGCACUUUGUAUUAGCUUCUCUCCCUACCCAAUUUUGUAAUGUAAUCUCUUCCCAUGUCCAUCCUACUGGAAUGAAAUUUGCUAAGUUUUAGCAGUAUACAUAGGAAUCUGGAAGUAAUGGCAAAAUGAUUACCCAUGUGCCACAAUGUCAUUGUGGAAAUGAUGUGAUUUUCUUACUUGUAUCAGUCUUCAAAAUGUGACUGAUCCAGAUUACAUAAUCUUAUUAUUUGUGUGAUGAUUGAGGCUUGAAGAGAUGCCAUACACUGUAUGCACUCUAUCUAUCUAUCUAUCUAUCUAUCUAUCUAUCUAUCUAUCUAUCUAUCUAUCUAUCUAUCUCAUAGAAUUAAACACACCAGUGGUCUAAAUUUACUCACACUGUGUUAAACUAAACCAAACAUUUUUCCAAUGAAAGAUAGGCAGUUCUUGAUUGUAAUUUUGUAACAGUCUCUUGAUUUCUCAAGUUGCUGGCAUGUUAAUACUUCAUUUCCUGGCAACUCAGUUCCAAGGCAUAAUGCUGAAGUUAUUGAAAUUUGAAUCCUAGCCCUCAUUUAGGUUGAUAAGAACUCAUAAUUAUUAUGCAACUCACCAUCAAUCAGCUUCCAAGCAGUAAGUCAACAUUUUUUCUCUUCAAGUUGCCGCAUAAAUGAUAAGUCCAUCAUUACAGAGCUAAAUUAAAUACUGUACAUCAUGAAGAUUACAGUAGCACUUUAGUCAAUUGCAGCCUUAGGCAGAAUUGUUCUGAUAAUCUCUAAAGUUAUGGCAAAGAGACAAAUAAUUCUUCAACUGCAAUUAUGCACUCCAGAGGACUUUGGUCUUUUGUGUGUAGUAAAUAGCAGAUUUUUUCGCCAUAUGCCACAACCCUAAAAACUGGAAGGAGUUUCAUAAGCAAUUCAUUAUAUGGCAUAAACAUGAGAAAAAUCAGAAAGGUAACCAGGUAUUUCCACCCUCUUGGACUACAACUGUUUUUUGUCUCCUGGCAUUUUUGAUCCAAAUUAGUACUAAUCAUUAUUACUGUUGGUCACACAGUCAGCCAGAUGUUUAGAUGGGAUUUGGCAUU